CGGCUCUUAUCUUUCUGCAAUCGCUACUUAUAAACGGUCACCUAUCGUGGCUUGCAUCAGUUCUGAUGGACCGUUGAGAGUGAAAAUGUGGUCUUCAGUGAUUCUUCUAACCGUUUCCGCUCUGCUGACGAGUGCCCAAAACGACUUUGAUGUGAUCCAAGGAUGCAAGCAGUACACCAUCAGUCGACCGUCGUACAACAGUCCCAACCCGUAUUACGCCCUGGAUCAGUUUCAGGAUCUGCAGCAGGUUGAGGUGGCUGGGUUGAAGAUUCGUUCGAUCAAGAUAGCUGUUAUUGGAAGCAACGAUGGUGUCAUUAGGCUAUCCCCAGUUGAACAACCCUACCAGAAUACUCUAAUGGAUGAAAUUGUUCUUUCCGGAUGGGGAAACACUCGUAACGCCGUUCGACAGUACGUUCGAUCCAGUCCGAGCAGAUAUACCAGGGCCGUGAUCCUGGCAAAUCAGCUUAGUGGUGGAAUCCUUUCGCCAUACAAGCCGUUUGUGUUCACCCUGUCAAUCGUGAAUGAUCAUCUGGUGGCGCUCAGCAAAAAUGGCGAAUCGUUGCCAUUCCUGCAGUACACCGAUGUGGGUGUAACGCCCAAGUACAUCGGAUUUAGCAAUUGGAAUGCCCCCGUUUCCGUGUUUUACGAUUGUCCACCUCCGGCGCUUCCAGCGACCACAACAGCGGUUCCUGACACUACUACUUCAGUGGCUCCUGUAACUACUACAGUGGGUCCAGCAACUACUACAGUGGAUCCUGUAACUACUACCACAGUGGAUCCUGUAACUACUACCACAGUGGAUCCUGUAACUACUACCAUAGCGGAUCCUGUAACUACUACCACAGUGGAUCCUGUAACUACUACUACAGUAGAUCCUGUAACUACAACUGCAGUAGAUCCUGGAACAACUACCACAUUGGAUCCUGUAACUACUACUACAGUAGAUCCUGGAACUACUACUACAGUGGAUCCUGGAACUACUACUACAGUAGAUCCUGAAACUACUACUACAGUGGAUCCUGGAACUACUACUACAGUGGAUCCUGGAACUACUACUACAGUGGAUCCUGAAACUACUACUACAGUGGACCCAGCGGAUCCUGGAGAUGGAUAAUUCAACUACCUCCGUGGAUCCGAAUUAUUGAUUGUAACUCGGGACCCUGGCAACCAAAUUCUACCAGUCUACCAGUUCUAGUUUUUAUCUACACUCAAAAAAAUGAGUUCGCGUAAACGUGAACAGCCUUCAUGCCAACGGGAACCAGGAAGAAAACUGUUCAAGUUUUAUAGUGCAUUGCACCAUGAAAGUGAACAGUUUUCUUCCUGGUUCCCGUUGGCAUGAACGCUGUUCACGUUUACGCGAACUCAUUUUUUUGAGUGUAUUCAGUUCAAGUGAAAAAACAGCACAUAUUGUUGACUGCGUUUAAACUAAAAUAAAGUUACAAAAAUCUCAAGUUGCUCUCAAAAGUCUUGGGAAAUAGUAUGUGAUCAAGUUGAAACAGUAAAAUAAAGCGAAUUUAAUAUAAAUAGAA
Culex pipiens pallens (northern house mosquito) is the source of this 1529-nucleotide messenger RNA. Its product is annotated as mucin-5AC-like. NCBI's taxonomy places the organism in Eukaryota, Metazoa, Arthropoda, Insecta, Diptera, Culicidae. The record is from RefSeq and is a predicted model, not a curated record. Bases 86 to 1114 code for a protein of 342 amino acids. The transcript has 3 exons.